CGGCUGAGGGCGACAGCGAGCGGCGCACAGCGCUCCUGUGUGAGGCGACUGAGACGUGAUGCGGAGCGGACCACCUGUCGGCCGUUCAAAGGUCGCCGCAUGAGUUCUAGCAGGACUCUGGGACGCGUUUGGCGGUGCUGUUGGUCGCUGUGAGUAGGGCUGGUCAGCCAUGUGACAGUGAUGAGACCUUUCCGAGUCGUGAGCGUCCGGCCGCUCGUGCUGCUCCCUGUGGCCUUGGUCUGCCUACUGGGCUUGCUGGUGUUCACCGUCAUUCGUGGCAACUUCUCCAGAAAAGAGUCGUACCGACGGCUAUUCAACCGAGACGCGGGACAGGAGGUCUGCCUCCAAAGGAGCGCCAAGCGCGGCGAGCCGCUGCACCGGGCCCUCGAACUGGCACCAUGUCGCAGAAAUGUCGGAACGUCCGAUGAUGAUCAGAGCUUCCAUCUGAGUGCGGAGGGCCUGCUGCGCGCCGUCGACGGCCUGUGCGUGGACAGCGGGCUCCGCUUGGUACCCUGUCACGGCCAGCAGCACGCCUGGGCCUUCACUCAGGGCUCGGGCCUGGUACACGUCGAGUCGGGCCGGUGCCUGACGCGCGGCGCCGGCCCGGAGGUCGCCCUGCUCGUCUGUGACGACCGACCGCACCAGUACUGGUGGCUCCAGCGGGACCGGCAUGAUCUGGCGGCGUGACCCCGGCCAGCGACGUCUCCGACGGGGAGACGUCAGGGAGCACCACGCGGCGGGGAGCCAGGGGACGAGAGGCCCUUGUCUACUCUGAAGAUCACUGCCGGAUGUGGGGACAGCACGGCACGGCGAUGAUGUAGCUCAUUCGUGGGCAGCAGCUCUGGCUCGCAGCUCGAUGACGAUAUUAUCAGAAAUGCCUCGGUUCAAUGCAUUUCAACGUUCAUACAAAUAGUGAACAAAGCUGUGUUGGCUGUAAAGCUGUAGCAAAGUAUUUAGUAAUAUACAAUAUUGCAUUGAUUUGUU
Pollicipes pollicipes is the source of this 984-nucleotide messenger RNA. RefSeq lists its product as uncharacterized. The coding region runs from base 181 to 687 and encodes 168 amino acids. The record is from RefSeq and is a predicted model, not a curated record. The transcript has 6 exons. NCBI's taxonomy places the organism in Eukaryota, Metazoa, Arthropoda, Thecostraca, Pollicipedomorpha, Pollicipedidae.